CCCGAGUGUUGUGGUGUUUAGUAAUGUAGAGAUUUAGAGACCAAAACAGGAGUUUUUGGGUUAAAUAACCGCCGUCAGAGAGCCGAAGGGAUCGUUCACACCGACACCGACCCGGGACUAACACGGUAAUCUACCGGGGAAGCUGCUGUAACGAUGUCUGCGGGGUCCGGGAACAGAAACACGAACACGGAACCGUGGGGAAGCUUCGAUGAAAACCUCAUCCAGGGUGGCGUGCAGGGCGGCGGCGCGGCUGUCAUCGACAUGGAGAACAUGGACGACACGUCCGGCUCGAGCUUCGAGGACAUGGGCGAGAUGCACCAGAGGAUGAAGGAGGAGGAGGAGGUCACGGCGGAGGCCGCGGCCGCCGGCGACGAUGGCGGCGAGGACGAUGGCGGCGAGGACGGCGAGUUCCUCGGGAUGAAGGGCCUGAAGGGCCAGCUGGGACGACAGGUCGCUGACGAGGUGUGGCAGGCGGGGAAGCGCCAGGCGUCCAGAGCGUUCAACCUGUACGCCAACAUCGACAUCCUGAGGCCCUACUUUGACGUGGAGCCGGUGCAGGUCCGCAGCAGGUAACACCCCCACUUCCUGUUUACUUC
Sander lucioperca (pikeperch) is the source of this 596-nucleotide messenger RNA. RefSeq names its product protein YIPF3-like. The record is from RefSeq and is a predicted model, not a curated record. NCBI's taxonomy places the organism in Eukaryota, Metazoa, Chordata, Actinopteri, Perciformes, Percidae. Bases 154 to 573 code for a protein of 139 amino acids. The transcript is spliced from 3 exons.